UAACAACCUAGUUGGAAUAGUGGCUCGCAUGCAAGAUUUUAAAUCAAAGCUACAGAUUAGAUCAUGUGGUGUUCUCAUGAUUGGAAUAUGGGGCGGGGUGGUGGUAAGACUACUCUUGCAUCUUAUGUUUAUAGUGAAUUUUCUAGAGAUUUUGUUGGUUGCUGCUUUGUGGAAAAUAUUCGAGAGAAAUCUAGUAAGAAUGGUUUGGAACAAUUGCAAGGAAAAAUUCUCUCCGAUGUUUUGAAACCAAAUCAAGAGCAGGUAGGGGGAGUUGAGGAAGGAAAGCACAUGAUAAAGGAUAGGUUAUGCCAUAGAAAGGUGUUGAUUGUUCUUGAUGAUGUUGAUCACCUUGAACAACUAGAAGCAUUAGCCGGAUCACAUGAUUGGUUCGGUGAAGGAAGUUUAGUAAUAAUCACAACAAGAGAUGAACAUCUAUUAAAUGUUCACAAAGUCGACUUGAUACACAAAGUUAGUUUGUUAAAUAAGGAUGAGUCCAUGGAGCUCUUUUGCAAGCAUGCACCCUGGGGUGACAGACGUAUUGAAGAUUAUGAGGUGCUUUCAAAUUUCGUGGUUUCUUAUGCUGGAGGGCUCCCAUUAGCUCUGCAAGUUCUCAGUUGUUUUCUAUGUGACAAAGAUAUGAAUCAGUGGAGAAGCAUAAUAGCUAGACUGAAAGAGAUCCUAGAGACUGAUAUUCUGGGAAAGCUAAAAGUCAGCUUUGAUGGACUUGAACUGUUUGAGCAAGACUUGUUUCUUGAUAUAACAUGUUUUUUUAGGUGGGAGAAGAAAGAAACUGCAAUGGAGAUUCUUGAUGCUUGUGGUUUUCAUCCUGUUAUAGGAAUAGAGGUGUUGAGACAAAAGGCUCUCAUAACUAUUUCAGAAGAUGGAAGAUUUGAUAUGCAUGAUCUGGUGCAAGAAAUGGGACACUACAUUGUUAGAGGUGAACACCCUAACAAUCCUGAAAAACAUAGUAGGAUUUGGAAGAAUGAAGAUGUUCUUAGAAUAUGUGCUAUGGAUGCAAUGAUGGUAAGUGACAAGAUCGAAGCAAUAAAAAUGGAUUUCUGGAUUCAACGAGCAGAAGAACAAGAACAAAAUCUUCAUUCGGUUGCUGCAAACAUGAAGAAUCUUCGGUAUAUGGAUUGGAGAUACGAACCUGCAAAAUUAUUGUUUAAUGACCUUCCAUUAAGGGCGCUUUGUUGUCUUAUAUUGUGCGAAGGCUUGCAAAAAAAACUUUGGGAGGGUUGUAAGUUUCUGCCAAGUUUGAAGAUACUUAAACUUUUCCAAAUGUAUAACUUAAUUAUGGCACCAGAUUUUAAUAGACUUCCAAAUCUUGAAAGAUUCAUUCUUUAUGAAUGUAAGAGUUUACAAGAGAUUGAUCCAUCGAUUCGAUACUUGAAAAAGCUUGUUUGCUUAUCUAUAGAAGGCUAUCCCAGUCUUGAGAUGUUUCCACCCAUUUGGGGAAUAGAGAAACUCGAGACCCUCUCAUUCGCAAAGCACCGCAAAUUUUUAGGUUUUCCAGAGAUCCAACAACAGAAGAUGGAGAAUUCAACACAUCUUGAUUUGGAUAAUAGUGGGAAUGAAGUUGCAUCCAACAUAGAAUCAUAUUCAAACUAUUUUGUUAUUUGUUGGAGGUGUGGUUGCAACAAUCUUCCUGGUGUAGAAUGUUGUGUACAGGAGCCCGGUUUAUGUAGCAACAUAAGGUUAGGGUUUUCUCGCAACUUGCAAGAACUCUGCUUGUUAAGGAAGUUGGAUCUGAGCAUGUGCCAUUUGGGAGAUGAAGACAUUGGCUCUGAUGGUGUGGGUGGGGGCGGUGACGGUAGCGGGUUGGCAGCGGUGGUGGUGAUGACAGGCAAUGGUGGUGGCGGCGACAAUUAUGCCAGUCGUGGUGAUGGCGGCGGCAACAGUGGUGGUGGUGCUAGUGAUGGGUUAGUGGUGGUGGUGGUGGUGAUUUAA
Messenger RNA from Lactuca sativa (garden lettuce), 1950 nucleotides. The record is from RefSeq and is a predicted model, not a curated record. Lineage: Eukaryota; Viridiplantae; Streptophyta; Magnoliopsida; Asterales; Asteraceae.